This is a messenger RNA of Plasmodium malariae, 210 nucleotides long. RefSeq lists its product as uncharacterized. NCBI's taxonomy places the organism in Eukaryota, Apicomplexa, Aconoidasida, Haemosporida, Plasmodiidae. The coding region runs from base 1 to 210 and encodes 69 amino acids. The record is from RefSeq and is a predicted model, not a curated record. The transcript has a single exon.
AUGAUUCCUAAUGAAAAUAAUUUUGAAAACCCCGAGGAUACCAUUCCCAAUUUGACGCAAAAUGAAGAUUCAUAUGAAAAGAAUCAAGGGUUUAAACCAGAAAUGCCACAAAAUACAACCUUGUUGAAUCGUACAGAUAGUUCUGAUCAGUUUGGAAAUUUAAUUCAAAACCUUGAAGUAAACAAAAAGACGUUAAUACAAUUUUUUUGA